This is a messenger RNA of Laetiporus sulphureus 93-53, 1165 nucleotides long. RefSeq lists its product as uncharacterized. NCBI's taxonomy places the organism in Eukaryota, Fungi, Basidiomycota, Agaricomycetes, Polyporales, Laetiporaceae. Bases 454 to 804 code for a protein of 116 amino acids. The transcript has 2 exons. The record is from RefSeq and is a predicted model, not a curated record.
CGAAUUUUGUCUAACCUCUCCUGGAGUCCUGCCCUCUAUCGUUUGACUGACAACAGUGCCGCCCCCUUACAGUCUCCAUGCGCUGGCAUAUGCCCUUGUAUCUGUUAUUUUUUGCAUUCUCUGCGGCCGUCUAGUCUCAUAUCUGUCGGAAGGCUCUAAAUGGCUGGUUGAUCUUACCAGUAAAUCAAUACGCAGUGUCUUUCAUGUUCGCAUGGCCUGUAUUCUUUGACGCCGGCAUCUCAAUUGCUGUACAAAUUAUGCACCUCUUCUCACUUGGGCUCAGAAUGCUUUGCUCCGCCUGACGGUGGUUACAGUCUUUUUCGGUUGUUGUGAUAACACUGGUUUAUUCCGCUAGGAGCAAUCUUGCAGACCUCCGUCAGGGCCUGGAUGUCUACAGUCUCUGUCUGGUGUUCCAUAUGCGGCCUCUAUCCCGUGCUGGCAACGUAUAUUGGCAUGCCCUGUCUUGGGAGCGCGAGGCUCGUCUUCGACUUGCCGGCAGUUCCAGUCUCACUGUCUCUGCGCCGUCCUCGCUCCUCACUGCGUUCAUCUCACUUUUCCUACUCGAGCUCCAUCGCCGCCCCGACCCGUUGGCCGCCACGUCGCGCAUUCUCUAUCAUGGCGCACGUUUGUAACAACCUGUUUGACUACACGUCAGGGCGGUGGAUCAUCAACGAUGUCCUUCGCCACGGAGAGCGCAGACGUGUCUUCAACGUCGAUGGGCUACGUCGACUUGCAGCUCAGUCCGUCGAUCGGAGUCCUGAUGAUAUCAUCGACCUGAAAAAAACUCGCCGAGGGUGGGUUUAACCGUACCUUCCUCAUCACCAUGCGCGAUGGAUUCCAAAUGGUGGCGCGUAUCCCAUACCCGGCUACGAUUCCCAAGUACUUCACUAUCGCUAAUGAAGUGGCUACUAUGGCCUUACUCCGUUCCUCUGGGCUGCCUAUACCUGAGGUAUACGGAUACUCUCCUGCGCCGGACAACGCGGCAGGGACCGAGUAUAUCUUUAUGGAAUUCGUUGAAGGCACUAGCUUGAGCGACAUAUGGUUUGGUCUAGGGGAAGGGGACAUUAUUUCAAUCUCACGCCAACUUGCUGAACUCGAGUCGAAGAUGAUGUCGAUUGCUUUCCCGGCUGGCGGAAGCCUGUACUAUGCAAAAGACUUGGAGAAG